UUUUCAGGUAGAAAGAACUUUGAACGCGGGUUGGCAAGAUGGCGAUGAAUAUUCCGAAAUCAGGCUACAAUCGCUUUAUGAAGGAAGGUGCACAGCACUUCCAAGGCACCGAUGAAGCUGUUUUGAGGAACAUCGACGCUUGCGUUGAGUUGGCUUCGCAACUCAAAUCGGCCUAUGGACCAAACGGAAUGAACAAAAUGGUGAUUAACCACAUCGAGAAACUUUUCGUCACUAACGAUGCGGCCACAAUCCUCAAGGAGCUUGACAUUCAACAUCCCGCAGCAAAGAUCAUCAUCAUGGCCAGUCAAAUGCAAGAGAAGCAGGUGGGAGACAAUACCAAUACAGUCGUUAUUCUUGCCGCUGCACUUCUCGAGCAUGCAGCUCAACUCAUAAGCAUGGGUCUCACACCACAAGAGGUUGCUUCUGGAUACGAGCAAGCCUCGGAGAAAGCCUUGGAAAUACUUGAAACGCUUGUUAUCAAGGAAGCUACCGAUCUGAGGGACCUUCCUAUGGUCAAAAAGUUCUUGCGGUCGGCUAUCACCUCCAAGCAGUACGAUAACGAGGACGUUAUUGCUGAACUAGUAGCUAAAGCGUGUGUGCAAACUGUGCCCAAAAACAGCUACAACUUCAAUGUUGAUAAUAUUCGCAUCUGCAAAAUUCUUGGUUCCGGUGUUAGUUCAUCUAUGGUGAUGAAUGGCAUGGUGUUCAAACGUGGAGCUGAAGGUGAAAUCAAGCAAGCCAAGAACGCUCGUAUUGCUGUCUACACUUGUCCGUUCGAUCUCACCCAGACUGAAACUAAGGGCACCGUUCUUAUCGAGAAUGCAGAUGAACUGAUGGGAUUCGCUAAAGGAGAAGAAUGGGAGGUUGAAAAGCAAGUGAAAGCUCUUGCCGAUAGCGGUGUUCAGGUUGUCGUCGCCGCCGGCAAGUUCGGUGACCUUUACUUGCAUUUCCUGAACAAAUACAAAAUCAUGGCGGUCAGAUUGACCUCCAAGUUUGACCUUCGUCGUCUUUGUCGAACGGUGGGAGCACAAGCUCAAGCUAGAAUUUGUGCACCUGCUGUCAAUCUAUUGGGCACUUGCGACUCUGUUUGCGUGAAAGAAAUCGGUGAUGAGAAUGUAGUCGUUUUUGACAACAAGGGUGAAAAGGGCAACGUAGCUACAAUUAUCAUUCGCGGCUCAUCACAGUCACGAAUCGAUGAUGUCGAACGUGCUGUUGACGACGCUGUGAACACGUAUAAAGCACUUACCAAGGAUGCAAAGCUUUUACCUGGAGCUGGUGCUGUAGAAAUAGAAGUGGCAAGGCAAAUCGAAUCUUUUGGUGAGAAAUGUGCGGGUCUAGAGCAGUAUGCCAUCAAGAAGUUUGCCUAUGCCUUGGAAACAUUGCCAAAAUGCCUUGCGGAAAAUGCUGGAUUGGAUGCUACCGAUAUUUUGACGAAGCUCAAUGCCGCACACGAAUCUGGACAACAGAACGUUGGAAUUGACAUCUGGAAACAUGCCGUGAUGGAUGCUGGAGAGAACCACAUCUAUGAUCUCUACGCUGGAAAGAAACUAGCAAUCAAACUAGCCACCGAUGCCGCUGCUACAAUUCUCAAAGUGGAUCAGAUCAUCAUAGCCAAACAAGCCACUGGAGGACCAAAACCUCGUGGGCCUAAACCUCAAGACGAGGACGACGAAGGCAUGGCUUAGUUACCCGAAGUAUCUCAUUUUCUUGUUACUCACGACCUCUAUGAUAGUCACUGAAUUUGUGAAGUUCUCUCAUCUGCAAAAUGGUUUUAAUGUCUUGUAUCUCGGUGUGAUAUCCACCUUGCGAUCGUAAUACUGAUUGUUUGGCGCAAUAGCACCAUCGUACGUUCUCUCCGUCUUGAAAGUGUCGAGCUUCGGUUGUAAGCAUGAGCUGCACUGCUGUCAGGAAGUUUUCGUCGAUCAUUUUUAUUGUUUUUGUUGCUUGAUUAUCUUGUUGAUUUAGCGUAAUAAAAUGUUUUGGUC
Messenger RNA from Cylicocyclus nassatus, 1985 nucleotides. NCBI's taxonomy places the organism in Eukaryota, Metazoa, Nematoda, Chromadorea, Rhabditida, Strongylidae. The record is from the annotation of a GenBank genome assembly.